UGUGCUCCAUCAUCCAGAUGGGAAACCCAAGAAUCCACUCUUUGAUAGCUCUUCGGGCAAUACCAUGGGAUGCUCCAUUUGCAUCUCGCUGGAUGUGCACCUUCGAAACCAGAUUGAUCUCUUCAUCUUUCUUUUUGUAUCUUGGAGUAGCCAUCAAAUUUCAUUCAGAUUUUGAAUUCGUCCGCGAAGAAGCUCAACCACCUCUAGAGAAUCGAUCUCUAAGUAGAUUGGUUUUUGAAUUUCAGUCCCAAUUGAAUCCAAACUCUUGCAAAUCGUAAACAUUUCAAGGCCGCGUCGGUAUUGAGCUUCCAUGAUCCUGCCGGGGGAGGGGUCCAUCAAAAUAGUUAAAGUAUUUUCUUCUCUACAUAUUUGCAGAAGGAAGAAGCAGCGGCGAGAGGAACAGAUCGCGGAGUCCUCAGAGCUGUGCUGACACAGAAGAAAGCCGAAUUUGUGUCUUCAUGCCACCGCCCCACUCCACAGAAAUCUCUUCCCAUAACGCUACAACAAGACAAAUUCCAGAGCUUUAUCUGCCGUGACUUCGCGAUCCUCAAUAACCCACUGCUGGGUUCUUGGAUAAGCAAUUUCAAUAACCGGCUGCUUGGUCUUCUAGGGUUUUCUCUUGGUUUCAAGAAUCAGUUGAAUGACUUGAGUUGUGCUUCGACAACUACCUGCUGCUCUUUCUUAGGUAAAGGCUCAAGAUGGGAAUUUUUGAUGGCUUGCCAGUACCUCCUGAGAAAGCUUAUUUGAAGGAUGAACUUUCCAGAGUAGAUGAGAGUUGGGCUACUGCACGGUUUGAUUCACUUCCUCAUGUUGUACAUAUUUUGACAUCAAAAGAUCGUGACGGGGAAGCACAAAUUUUAAAGGAGCAGAGUGAUGUUAUUGAGGAAGUUGUGGAUGAAGUCGUGCAUGCUUUUCACAGUGGUUUCAACAAAGCCAUUCAAAAUUACUCCCAGAUAUUGCGGUUAUUUAGUGAAUCUGCCGAAAGUAUAGCAGUUUUGAAGGUUGAUUUAGCUGAUACAAAAAGAAGUUUCAGUGCCCGCAGUAAGCAGUUGCAUCAGCUAUGGUAUCGUUCAGUUACAUUGCGUCAUAUUAUAUCCCUCCUAGAUCAAAUUGAGGGCAUUGCUAAGGUUCCAGGACGAAUUGAGAAACUGAUUGCAGAAAAGCAGUUUUAUGCAGCAGUUCAGCUGCAUGUGCAAUCUGCAUUAAUGCUUGAGCGAGAAGGGCUUCAAACAGUUGGUGCACUUCAAGAUGUGCGAUCAGAGUUGACGAAAUUACGGGGAGUCAUUUUUUAUAAAGUUUUGGAGGAUUUGCAUGCCCAUCUUUAUAAUAAGGGUGAAUACAGCUCAGCAGCCUCGAUCAUGCAGGAAAGAGACAAUGAAGUCCCAACUGCUGAAGCUGUUGCUUUGUCUUUGAAUAGCUCACAAUCCCUGUCUCGAAGAACCAAGUCACAGAGAGGUGACAGUCAGUUUGGCAUUCAUGUGGCUGGAUCAUUUAGAACAGGUUCUGUUGAUGAUGGGUCAUCUUUUGAUGGCCACGAGGAAGGUAGUAUUUUGGAAUCAAAUGAUGAAGCUGUCUCAGAAGGCCAGUCAAAGGACGUGAAGCCGACCACACGGCAAUUGCCAACAUGGCUUUCAAAUUCCAUUCCAGAUGAAUUUCUAGAAACAGUAAAGAAGCUCGAUGCUCCGCUUCAUGUGAAGUAUUUGCAGACCAUGAUUGAAUGUCUGUGUAUGCUCGGCAAAGUUGCUGCUGCUGGUGCUAUGAUAUGCCAAAGAUUGCGGCCAACUAUCCAUGAGAUAAUAACUUCCCAAAUCAAAGCUUAUGCAGAACAAAAAAAUUCUUCGAGGUUAGGCUUUGGUCAGGCUGUUCGAUCUGAGACUGCUGCUCAUUUUAUGAAGGGACAGUCAGAAAGUUUACAUGUACCAAAACAGAAGGGCCGGAAUGGAAUUCCACUGGCUGGGACAUUGGUUGCAGUAAGCCCUGUCUCACCUGUGAUGGCGCCCAUGGGAAAGGCACAGACUUCUGCUAGAGAUCUUCUUGAUUCUGUUUUGGAAGCCGUUGUUCGUAUAUUUGAGAAUCAUGUUAUUGUUGGGGAGCUUUUGGAAUCAAAAUCCUCACGACAAACAGACAUGAAUACACCAAAGUCCAUGCCAACUGAUGAUAGUUGGAACCCAGACUCGGAAGGAUCUCAAGUUACAGGAGGUUAUACUAUUGGCUUUGCCUUGACAGUUUUGCAGAGUGAAUGCCAGCAACUAGUUUGUGAGAUUCUGCGAGCAACUCCUGAAGCAGCAUCAGCUGAUGCUGCUGUACAAACUGCUAGGCUUGCGAAUAAGGUGCCCUCCACAGAAAAGAGAGAUGGGGCAGAAGAUGGUCUCACCUUUGCUUUUCGUUUCACAGAUGCUACUAUAUCUGUUCCUAACCAAGGUGUGGAUCUCAUUCGCCAUGGAUGGAGUAGGAAGGGCCCCAGUGCAUCACAAGAAGGCUAUGGAUCAGCAGCUGUCUUGCCUGAACAGGGCAUUUAUUUGGCAGCAGCCAUAUAUCGGCCAGUUCUUCAGUUCACAGAUACAAUUGCUAAAAUGCUUCCAAAAAAGUAUUCACAGCUCGGGAACGAUGGACUACUUCCUUUUCUGGAGAACUUUGUGAAGGACCACUUUUUGCCUACCAUGUUUGUGGACUACCGGAAAAGUGUACAACAAGCUAUUUCAAGUCCUGCUGCAUUUCGCCCAAGGGCCCAUGCUGCUGCAAUUUAUAAUUCAUCUGUUGAGAGGGGUCGACCAGUCUUACAGGGUCUAUUGGCUAUUGAUUUCCUUGAGCGAGAGGUUGUUGGUUGGGCUCAAGCCAUGCCCAAGUUUUCUAGUGACGUUGUGAAGUAUGUACAAACUUUCUUGGAGCGAACGUAUGAAAGGUGUCGAACAUCAUAUAUGGAGGCAGUUCUCGAAAAGCAGAGUUAUAUGCUUAUUGGGAGACACGAUAUUGAGAAAUUGUUGAGACUUGAUCCAGCUAGUUCUUGGUUAUCAAAUCUUAGCAGCGGGUCAAACCUGGAAAAUGAUUAUUCUAAUGCUGAAACUGUCGAGAUCGAGUUAGAGCUCUCCAAUUUAUUAUUAAACUUACCACCAAUAAAGCAGGACUAUCUUAUCCGUGAUGAUAACAAACUAAUUUUGCUGGCAUCACUCAGUGAUUCACUGGAAUUUGUUGCCGACUCUAUUGACAAGUUAGGACAAACAACUUUGAAACCUUCAUAUCAAGCAGAAGUUAGUGGCCGGCCCCAUCAUACCCGAAGUCACAGUGCAUUUACUCGGGAUCUGGCAUCAUUUGCAGAGGAGUAUAGAAAAUUAUCUAUUGACUGCCUCAAGGUUUUGCGUGUUGAGAUGCAACUUGAGACGCUUUUCCAUUUACAGGAAAUGACAACUAGGGAAUAUAUGGAGAACCAGGAUGCUGAAGAGCCAGAUGACUUCAUUAUUUCCCUCACCGCACAGAUAACACGUAGAGACGAGGAAAUGGCACCUUUUAUUUCAGGACUCAGGCGGAAUUACAUAUUUGGCGGAAUCAGUGCUAGUGCAGCAAAUGCAUUUAUUAAGGCGGUAGCUGACAUCAAGUCUAUCAAUCUCUUUGGCGUCCAGCAGAUAUGUCGGAAUUCAAUUGCAUUAGAACAGGCCUUAGCAGCAAUUCCUUCAGUUAACAGCGAGUUAGUACAGCAGAGAUUAGAUCGUGUGCGUACUUACUAUGAAUUGUUAAACAUGCCAUUUGAGGCCUUGCUUGCCUUUAUCAUGGAGCACGAGCACUUGUUUACUGCAGCAGAGUAUGCCAAUCUUCUCAAGGUCCAUGUUCCAGGAAGGGAGAUUCCAGCCGAUGCACACCAUCGUAUAUCAGAGGUCUUAUCCCGUUAAGAUCCCAUCCAACGCACAAGAUCACAUAUCGGAGAUCUUAUCCCAUUAAUUUCCUGAAUGCUUUGAAUGUCUAUGCUCAUGUCGUGCCAACAAGGAUUCCAGUUCAAGCAUAUAGCUCGGUAGAUUUUGAAGUGGGGCGAGUGGAAACCGAACGAUGCUUCCUUCAAUGGAGGAGGUUGCUAUCCUAAAUUCAUCAUAUGCGGUAAAUUUUAUCACUUCGUUUGUGGCGGUGUUCUAAAUUCUUGUGCAGAAUCAAUUUUGCUUCCUUUUUCAAUUUGUCAAUGCUCCUUGGUAACUUCAGUUCAGGUUGAGAAUUAUUAAAAAAAAUUUAUGUACAUGUACUUUAGAAAUGUUUUCUUGUAUAAAAUUAUAUUAAUUUUUUCUUCUACACUAAUUUCAGUAUCAAUGUAGAAUUUUUAAACU
Momordica charantia (bitter melon) is the source of this 4307-nucleotide messenger RNA. The record is from RefSeq and is a predicted model, not a curated record. NCBI's taxonomy places the organism in Eukaryota, Viridiplantae, Streptophyta, Magnoliopsida, Cucurbitales, Cucurbitaceae.